CCUCCUCUUUCUUCUCCGGCUGUCGGCGGCGAUGCUUACCCGCAGAGCCAAGAAGCGAAAAUCGCACGAAGCCGGAUUUGACGCCGGCAUCCGACCACCAGCGAGCGAGAACCGCGAGGCCGGAGAAGGGCCCGACCUGAUCAGCAACCUCCCCAACGGCGUUCUCCGCCACAUCAUCUCGCUCCUCCCCACCAAGGACGGGGCCCGCACCCAAUCCCUCUCCACCCAAUGGGGGCACCUCUUCCGCUCCGCCCCGCUCAACCUCGAGGUCGAGCUCCGCCGCGAAGACGAGCCCGCCCCAUCCAGCCUCGUCUCCCGCAUCCUCGCCGACCACCAGGCCCCCUGCCGCCGGCUCUCUCUCACCUGGUAUGGCUACAAAUCUGACUACGUCACCCCCUUUUUGAACGGCUGGCUCCAGUCGCCAGCCCUCAAUGACCUCCGUGAGUUGGAUCUAUGGCAAAACCGCAAGGAAAGCGGCAGGGAACGCUGGGUAGUGCCCAGGGAGGACCCUCAUACGCUGCCGCCAUCCGUGCUCCGGUUUUCGCCCACCCUCCGCAUCCUCAGCAUCAAUUCCACCGGUUACAUGAUCCAUUUCCCCUCCAUUGCCACCGUUGCCGGCGAUGUACAUUUCCACCUCAAGCAGCUCACCCUUAAAGGUGUCGUCAUCUCGGAGGGCUACCUCCACAGUAUUCUUGCUGGCUGCCCUGUGAUCGACAGCUUGGUGCUUAGUGAAUUGGAUGGUGUCCGUGGCGUUCGGAUCAACUCGUCCACCCUUAGGAGGCUAGGUGUAUCCUCUGGUUUUGUACAUGGACCAGAGGAAGUGUUGCAACAAGUGAUUAUUGAGGAUGCCCCUCUCCUAGAAAAGUUGUUUCUAUCUGGAUUAGACAGUGACCUAUCCAUCAGUUUGGUUUGUGCACCUAAACUGGACUUCUUGGGUUCUCUGCCAGAAGGGUUCACCAAAGUCAAGCUUGAAACCACAGUUCUUCAGAGAAUUGUUGCUGUCAGCUUGAAGAGUGUGGUGUCUACUGUUAAAGUUUUAGUUUUGCGCAUGUCCCCUGCAAGUGUUGAUGACGCCAUUGACUAUGCGACAUUAUUUCCUUGCUUGGAGAAGUUAUAUGUCUUGUUAUAUCGGGUUGGGGCAUCAAAAAGAGCACGACACCAUUUUCCACUCGAUCAUACUGAAUGCUUUGAACUGCAUCUAAAAAAAAUAGUGCUGAUGAAUUAUCAAGGAACUCCGAGAGAUUUAUAUUUUGCAAGGUUUUUUCUUUUGAAUGCAAAAGUGCUAGAACAUAUGGUGUUCGCAUCAUUCUGAAUGGAUAGUUGAUCAACAAAGAAAACUACAGCUGGAUAAGAGGGCUUCUGAAGGUGCUCAGUUUGAUUUUGUGGUUGAUUCUUACUUCGGUGAUGAUAUACAUAUUGGCCACAUCCAUGAUUUGACUGCUGCCGAUCCCUUUGAUAGUUCGUUAUGUUGAUUCCGUCAUGUUAGUUUCCUUUGAGAGUUCUGCCUUAGUUAUUUUAUGGUAUCAGAAACUUUAGAAGGCAUCUGUGAUGUUAAUGUUUACUUCUGUUGGAACAGCUGUAUGCCAUUGCCAUUUGUACCAUUUCGGUUUCUAUAUUUUUUAUUCAGUAA
Molecule: messenger RNA, 1630 nt
Organism: Brachypodium distachyon (stiff brome)
Lineage: Eukaryota; Viridiplantae; Streptophyta; Magnoliopsida; Poales; Poaceae
Product: F-box/LRR-repeat protein At5g35995-like
Molecular function (GO): protein binding
Source: RefSeq, a predicted model, not a curated record